This is a messenger RNA of Kickxella alabastrina, 1592 nucleotides long. RefSeq lists its product as uncharacterized. Gene Ontology annotation, molecular function: RNA binding; demethylase activity; oxidoreductase activity. The transcript has a single exon. Gene Ontology annotation, biological process: oxidative demethylation. The record is from RefSeq and is a predicted model, not a curated record. The coding region runs from base 125 to 1378 and encodes 417 amino acids. Lineage: Eukaryota; Fungi; Kickxellomycota; Kickxellomycetes; Kickxellales; Kickxellaceae.
GUGCGAUGCUGAUGAUUUUUUUCCUGGGCCUGAUUUUUCAUUUCUGUGGCGUGGCCGCAAUAACUACUUCCCCCCACAACUGAUAGCCUCUAAGACAAAAAUAAUCCACUUAUUCAGCAAGCGAAUGGAUACAGACCAGGUCAUUGUCCCCGAACUGCUCGAUCUCGAUCUCAACCUUGAUCUCUGUCUUGACGAUCCAGCGACCGGUUCGAGCGACCGGGGUGGCGGACCAAAGAGAACCGACCCAAACAAGGUCACCCGCAGGGAGCGCAACGAGCAGUACAAGCUGAAGAAGCGGCGAGAGGAGGCCUACGCGACAUUCAUGCGCAUGGAAAAGCUUACAAGCACUGGCUCUGUGUUCAGCCGCCUGCCCCGCAAAUCCAUGUGUAUUGUGAACAUCGGCUGCGCCGCAAUGGGUGGCGCAACAAGCGAGCAGCUCGAAGCCGUUUUCGGAAAAUACGCCGGCUUUGAGCGCAUCGUGAUGAAGCUCGGAAAGCCAUACAGCUUUGUUAUAUUCCGCAGCUGCGACGACGCACGCGCGGCGUAUGCGGAUAUUCACGGGAAUAUUUGCGCAGAGCUCAAUAGCAACCCGGUGUUUCUUGAGUACUUGACCCACUUGAACUUUGCGUAUCUGGCCGAUCGUUCACUAGACCCCUCUGCCAAGCCAGAGACGCUGGACAGCCACAAUGGGCUGCACUACAUGGCCAAUUUUAUCACUGAAGACGAGGAGCAGCGGAUAAUGCAGUGUAUUGGCGAUGACGAGCAGCGAGAGAUUGCCGCUGGCGUCGGCAACGCUGACAAGUGGUACAGGGUGCAGGAGCGCUUUGUCAAGCACUACGGCCACUCGUUCGACUACCACCGCAAGCACAUCGGCGACGCCUCGAUGACCGCAUCGCAGAGCCUGCCAUCCUGGAUCCACCCGUUUAUCGGGCGCAUCCAUCAGCAGCUGCCUCAUCUCUUUGCAGACCAGUACCCAGACCAACUGACUAUCCAGCGGUACCCGCCGGGCGCUGGGAUUGCCUUUCAUGCCGACAGUCAUACAUCGUUCACAGACACCCUGGUCAUUUUGUCAAUGGGCACGCCAGUGCAGAUGGACUUUCGCAAGCCCGCGAGCCAUGCUCUGGUAACGCUGGAUUUGGAGCCCGGCAGCCUGGUGCUGAUGACUGGCGAGGCGCGGUAUGGCUGGGAACAUGCCAUUCGCAUCAGGCGCUCGGAUGUUAUCGAUGGAAAGUUGCGCGAGCGCAAUGAGCGGUGGUCGAUCACAAUGCGAAUUGUAAACAAGGAUCUGACGUGCAGCUGCCAGUACUCGGCGCUGUGCGACAGCGACGCAAGGCAUGUGCAGCGGAUCCGUGAAGAGCAGCAGAACCAGCAACAAUAAGCUUUGGUUUGCUGCUUUAUUUUUGUUUGUCCCUCUAGACAGCUUGAUUGGCUGGUAAUUACUGCUGCUACUUCUGCUUCAGCUUCUGCUUUCGAUUUCGAUUUCUCAUCUGAGCGAAAGAGUUAUCAUGUGCAUUGCCAAAUUGCUCGCAGGGCGUGGCAGUGCAGCCAAAAAAUACCCCUUCUGUCUUUGUUUUUUCUUCUUCAAUUCAUAC